GCUCUCGGCCCUUUUUAUACCACCUCGGGUGCGCCUCACUUCCGCACUCCACACUUGAGCCAGCUCCAACCCACACGAGCUAGAGUAGCAAGACUGAGGCCACAAUGACGUCGAUCUCAUCCUUCCUCGUCGUCUUGCUCGUGGCAGCAGCCGCGGCGCCGGCGUGGUCCUCGCCGCAGCCGUCGCCACGGUGCCCGCCGAGCGACCUGCACGCGCUGCUCAGCGUGAAGCAGUCGCUGGGCAACCCGAAGACGCUGUCGACGUGGUCCCAGGCGUCGGCGGAAUGCUGCGCGUGGGACCACGUCCGGUGCGACGAGGCCGGGCGCGUGAACAACGUCUUCAUCGACGGCGCGGACGACGUGCACGGCCAGAUCCCGUCCGCGGUGGCGGGGCUCACGGCGCUCAUGUCGCUGUCCCUCUUCCGCCUCCCCGGGCUCACGGGCACCAUCCCGGCCUGCCUCACCGCGCUCUCCAAGCUCCAGUUCCUCACCAUCUCACACACCAACGUCUCCGGCACCAUCCCGGACUCCCUGGCCCGGCUCCGCAGCCUCGACUCCGUCGACCUCUCCAACAACAAGCUCACCGGCCCCAUCCCCAACUCCUUCGCCGACCUGCCAAACCUCCGGUCGCUGGACCUCCGCCACAACCAGCUCACGGGCCCCAUCCCAGCGGGGCUCGUGCAAGGGGAGUUCCGGUCCCUGAUCCUGUCCUACAACCAGCUCACCGGCCCGAUCCCGCGCGACGAGGCGAAGGACGAGAUCAACACCGUGGACCUCUCCCACAACAAGCUCACCGGCGACGCGUCCCACCUGUUCGUGCAGGGGCGGCCCAUCGGCAAGGUGGACCUGUCGUGGAACAACCUCGACUUCGACCUCAGCAAGCUCGAGUUCCCGCCGGAGCUGACGUACCUGGACCUGUCCCACAACCGCAUCAGGGGCACCGUGCCGCCGUCGCUGGCCCGGCUGUCCACGCUGCAGAAGCUGGACCUCAGCUACAACCUCCUGUGCGGGCCGCUGCCGAAGUACCACGGCGUGAUGAGGCACGGGUGCAAGCCGUACGAGCACAACCAGUGCCUCCGCGGGGCGCCGAUCGAGACUUGCCACCAGUUGUGAGCUCGUCGACGGUGGUGUGUACGUAUACUCGCUGGUGCUUCUUCGCGUGUCCGUGUUUUGUGUAGACAACGGUGCCUGGGGUUUAGCUAGGCAGAGUACAUAUACUGCGUGGCUGUAAUGCCUAUGCGCGAGGUGGAUCCUAAGCUUGAUGGUACGAAACGAUCGCGAUAGCUGUGUCCGUGUACUGUCUGGAGUGUGUUAUGUACUGUAUUUGGCCCAAUGUAUCGAAAAUGUUAAAAUGGGAAUUAUAUUUGGCUUUUAAAUA
Messenger RNA from Phragmites australis (common reed), 1377 nucleotides. Its product is annotated as polygalacturonase inhibitor 1-like. Gene Ontology annotation, molecular function: protein binding. The transcript has a single exon. The record is from RefSeq and is a predicted model, not a curated record. Bases 105 to 1112 code for a protein of 335 amino acids. NCBI's taxonomy places the organism in Eukaryota, Viridiplantae, Streptophyta, Magnoliopsida, Poales, Poaceae.